CUCUCUCCUACACGACGAGACCAAACCGAAACACUUUCUCUCUCGCCCUUCUUUCUCUUGCUCGGAAACCCUAGCCGCACGAAGACUUCGCCUCGCCCCCCACAUCGCCCCCCGCGUGAGCCUACGAGGGCGAACGAUGGCCGCGGAGAACUACUGGAGGUACGCCGACGCGCGGCAGCAGCAGGCCAUGGUGGCGGCAGCGGCGGCCGCGGCGGGGAUGGCCCCGGCAGCUACCAUUGCGCAGGCAGCGACGGCCGCGGGGGGCAUGCAGCAGCACCAGCACCAGCACCAGCAGGCGGCGAUGGCGCAACAGCAGCAGCAGCAGCAGGCGGCCGCGCCGUCUCUUAAGCGCGCGCGCCCAGACUACGGCGAUGGUCCUGGAGGACAAGAGAUGGCUGGAUAUUAUCCGCGGGAAAAUGCAGGUUACCACUCACUUAGAGACAAUGAAGCAAUUGGAGCAUCUUACGACCGCUACUUACGCAAUGGGAUGCCUUCUGUGGCAGCCAAUGAACCAAGUAGGGCAGUUGUUGGUGCCAUGGGUGGAGCUGCUAUGGUUGGUGGUGGAAUGAGUGGAUAUCCUGUUGAUGACCGCCGUAUGAUGGGUGUCGUUGGUAUGGACAGCAGAGCCAUGGGGUAUGGUGCAAGACCUGAGCCUCCUCUCCCCCCGGAUGCAUCCAACACCUUGUAUAUUGAAGGUCUGCCUGCAAACUGCACGCGCAGGGAGGUUUCACAUAUAUUCCGCCCUUUUGUUGGUUUCCGUGAAGUGAGGCUUGUCAACAAAGAGUCAAGACACCCUGGUGGAGAUCCUCAUGUCCUGUGUUUCGUUGAUUUUGAUAGCCCUGCCCAAGCUACUAUCUCACUUGAAGCCCUGCAAGGCAGAAGGGAGGAACCUAUGCGAUAGUUGCCUCUUUGGCAACUGCCUGCGGUUGGUACAAGGUGAGAUUCCCCAUAAUUAACACAUGUUAAUUAAGCUUUAACAUUCUUGCUAAUCUACACCUGUCCAUGUAAUAUCAUCAUCUUGAAAAAGUCUCCUUCAAAAACUCUUCUGGGAAAAAUGUGAGGAGUAUUGUAUGUUGCUAAACUCCUUCAAACUUGAUGGAAAGAAUAAGGAGAAAUUUAUUGAGAGGAAAACGAGAGAGGCAACAAAUGAAUCAACUCCCUUCUCUAUUAGAUGGCAUCUCCUAUUUAUAUAAGAGAAAGGACACCAUUGGAAAGGUGUCUGUUGAGAGGAGGUGCUUGUUUGGCAGGAACCGAGGUGGCAGUUUUACAACUGCCUGCAGAUAGUAUAAGUAGGGGUUAAUCCCAUAAUUAACACAUGGUUAAUUAAUUCUAGCACUCCCCCUAAUCAAUGCUUGAUCUUGUGAGCAGAAGUCUUAAAAACCCUGUGGAAAAAAAAUGAGGAUAGAUGUGUUUGAUAUGUUGUCAAAACUCCUUCAAACCCAGUAGGAAAAAUAAGGAGAAAAUGCCGCAACAUAUAAUGAUUAUUGUCUUUAUUGUCUGUUUAACUCAAUAUGAGAAAAAUCCAUAGAAUUAAAGAACAAUAAAUAUGUUAUAUACUUUUUUAAAAAUCCUGGUGGGAAAACGGAAAGUAUGACAUAUGAUCUCAUGGUUAUAUUACCUCAUUAAAAAUCUUUAUGAGAACCUGUUUAGUAAACUCAUGAAGGAAAAAAGAGUAAAAUAUGAUGCAUUGAACAGGAACAAUUCAGAAAGAUACUUCCUUUGAUUCUUGCAAAAUUAGAAGCCAUCAACAAUUUCUUGUGUUAGGAUUUAAUUAAUUCUAUUAAUCCCUACUUUUCCUGCCUCGUGUCCCUUCAGAGAUAGCCCUUCAGGGGCUAUAUAUAUGUGUAACCCAAUCAGAACAAGGAUUCACUUUCACAUCUCUUUCUCUUGUCUUUCGUUUUGCUCUUUAACACGUUAUCAGCACAAUCUCUCGCGGAGCAAUCCCAAGGAUUGAGUUUUUCCCACGACAACGCGGAAACCAGCCGCCGGCCACAUCCUCCGGCGCGUGGCGCAAAACCAAUCAAGCGAUUCGGUCUAAAAGGAAGAGAGGAGAUGCCUCUCGAUGGUGCUCUCGGCACAAAGCCAUGGAGAUUUGCUCUCGGCACAAAGCCAUGGAGAUUAGAUCGGCAACUGCCGUACAGAUGGGACAUUAUCAACAGAUUUUUAAUUCCCUUUUUGUCUUCUUGUGAUCAAUUGAUGAUCAAGCAAUAGAUUGAUUUCUCCUGUA
Molecule: messenger RNA, 2227 nt
Organism: Triticum aestivum (bread wheat)
Lineage: Eukaryota; Viridiplantae; Streptophyta; Magnoliopsida; Poales; Poaceae
Product: RNA-binding protein 1
Exons: 6
Coding region: 137-901 (254 amino acids)
Molecular function (GO): RNA binding
Source: RefSeq, a predicted model, not a curated record